Molecule: messenger RNA, 1542 nt
Organism: Cotesia congregata
Lineage: Eukaryota; Metazoa; Arthropoda; Insecta; Hymenoptera; Braconidae
Source: the annotation of a GenBank genome assembly
CACCGACGGUAUUGUAAAGAACUAUAUUUUGAUUGUCACAUCCCCACUUUUGUUAUUUCCGACUCAGCUGUUUACAAUAACUGCGCUUAUUAUUUACGAGCUUCGGAGCAAAUUUUAUUAAAUAAAUAUAAAGCAUUUUCCAUAAUUUUAAAAAUGAAUUCAAAUGAGUGUGAAGAAUAUUCAGAAAAUGAAGAUGAUAAUAAGUUUAAUAUUAAAAUAAAUAUAUCCGAAGAUUUUGAUGAGUUACUGAAAGACUUUCCGGAGGUUUUGGAAUUUAUAACCAAGUUAAAAAAAUACAUCAAGUAUCAGGAUAAAAAAAUAACUAAAUUGCACAAUAAAUUAAUGAAUCAGAAAAAAGGACGAAAAUUCGGUAAAGAAUUUUUAGACAAAGAAGUACAGACGGAUUUUGGGGAUAAAUUAUCUGGAGAAGGUGUUGCUGAGUGGAGUGAAUCUAAUAUUAGUGAACAAGUUAAACAAGUAGCAGAAUCUACAUUGCAACAAAGUGGAUUUGUUUAUGAAGAAACUUCUGGACUUUAUUAUGAUUAUAAUACUGGAUAUUAUUAUGAUGCUGCAAAAGGACUUUACUACGACGGAAAUUCAGGAAUUUAUUACUACUAUGACAAUGAAACAAAAUCUUACAAGUAUCACAGCCAGUUAUCGACGGCAGAAGUUCCAGAUACGAAGAAAAAGGAGAAGCGGAAAAAAAAUAAGAAACACAAGGAUGUCGCUAAAAAGUCUAGAGAUACGCCGAUGGAUGAAGUUGUCGAAGAAGGCGAGUGUUCGGCUAGUGAGACCAGUUCUUCUACGGAAUCUUCUUCUGAAUCUACUGACAAUGAUGGCAAAUGUUGCAAAAAAUUACCCACCAUGCAUGCGGAUAAUCGUCAAGGAAACAAAUCUUCAGCAAGUCAAUAUGAAUUAAUAGACCUGGGCUCCCGGAACGGUACAUAUGUGAACGGAAAGCGCGUAUCAGUCGCGAAGCAGGAGUCAGAGCCAGUGGAGAUAGCUCAUGGAUCAAUCGUCCAGGUCGCCAGCACCAAGCUACUCUGUCAUGUUCAUAAUGGCCAUGAAACUUGCGGGCACUGUGAACCGGGGUUGAUUCAGCAGCCGGUUGACGAGUCGGGAAAUUCACGGAAGGUCCAUUCCCACAAGUCUGAGUUGAAGCGGCUGAAGAAUAAGUUUGGAGUUGAUAAGGACAAUACUGACAAAGCGAGCCAGGUUGCUAGAGGGUACCAGGACAGAGCUCAAGCGCGCAGGGAAAAAGUUGGAUCUUCUAAUCAGUAUGCUAAGACUCAGCAGAGUUCUGUGGACACGUCUAUUGCUAAAGACAAUAAAGGGUUCAAAUUGCUGUCGAAAAUGGGAUGGUCUGAAGGACAGUCGCUGGGUAAAGAUGGUGAUGGACGCACUGAACCGGUACAAAUGGUAAAUAAUAACGCGAAAAAAGGGCUAGGAAACACGGAUUUGCCUUCAAUUGAAAUGGAUGCGAGUGUCGAAAAGAAACAGGCCAUAUGGCGGAAAACUCGGCAACGUUACGACCAAACAUAA